AUGGCGUCGGAUGACCGCACGGUCGAUGUGGUGGCCGAGAGCGCGCGCGCGCGCGCGUUUUGCGGCGACGACGACGACGGCGGCGGCGACGAUGCCUUGGGACGACUGCGACGCGAGCACGGCGCGAUGUACGCGAGGAUGCGAACGAUGUUGGACGAGGACGCGCGCGAGGCGAGGACGAGAAGACGUCUUCGGCGCGCGUUGGUCGAGGAGUUUCCGGAGUUUGAUGCGUACGCGACCGAUGUGGCGGUGGCGUGGGACGACGCGCGUUGCGCGACGUUGGCGCGCGGUCUCGUCGAGACGCCGACGGCCGAGUUUACUUUCGGUGCCGUGUAUCAAGCGGCGGAGAAGGGGCUAAAGGAGCGUCUGAAGUUCUUGCACGAGCACGGGUAUGCAUGGGAUGCGGAGACGUGCAUGUACGCCGCUGAGAACGGUCAUUUGGAGUGCUUGAAGUACGCACACGAGCACGGAUGUGCGUGGGAUGAAAGGACGUGUGAGUACGCCGCCAGGAGCGGGCAGUUGGAGUGUUUGAAGUACGCACACGAGCGCGGGUGUGCGUGGAAUGAAGAGACGUGUGAUUACGCCGCUGGGAACGGUCAUUUGGAGUGUUUGAAGUACGCACACGAGCACGGGUGUGCGUGGGAUGAAGAGACGUGUGAGUACGCCGUUAGGAACGGUCAUUUGGAGUGUUUGAAGUACGCACACGAGCACAGGUGUGCGUGGGAUGAAGGGACGUGCAUGUGCGCCGCCAGGAGCGGGCAUUUGGAGUGUUUGAAGUACGCACACGAGCGCGGGUGUGCGUGGAAUGAAGAGACGUGUGAUUACGCCGCCGCGUAUGGGCAGUUGGCGUGUUUGAAGUACGCACACGAGCACGGGUGUGCGUGGGAUGAAGAGACGUGCAAGCGCGCCGCUGAGUACGGGCAGUUGGCGUGUUUGAAGUACGCACACGAGCACGGGUGUGCGUGGGAUGAAGAGACGUGCAAGCGCGCCGCUGAGUACGGUCAUUUGGAGUGUUUGAAGUACGCACACGAGCACGGGUGUGCGUGGGAUGAAGAGACGUGCAAGUGCGCCGCCACACACGGGCAUUUGGAGUGCUUGAAGUACGCACACGAGCACGGGUGUGCGUGGGAUGCGGAGACGUGCAAGUGCGCCGCUGAGUACGGUCAUUUGGAGUGUUUGAAGUACGCGCACGAGCACGGGUGUGCGUGGGAUGAAGAGACGUGCAAGCGCGCCGGCGUAAGUGGAGACCGAGAGAGAGAAGACCGAGUGGAGAAUUAUUGGAACUGUUUAUCGUACGCGAUCGAUCACCAGUGCCCCGGAUACGCGAAAUUUCACGCGUCGACCGAGCUAAAUCCAGCACGCGAACGACUUCGAUCCAUUUAA
This is a messenger RNA of Ostreococcus tauri, 1383 nucleotides long. RefSeq names its product Ankyrin repeat-containing domain. Bases 1 to 1383 code for a protein of 460 amino acids. The transcript is spliced from 2 exons. Lineage: Eukaryota; Viridiplantae; Chlorophyta; Mamiellophyceae; Mamiellales; Bathycoccaceae. The record is from RefSeq and is a predicted model, not a curated record. Gene Ontology annotation, molecular function: protein binding.